Chlorocebus sabaeus (green monkey) is the source of this 1966-nucleotide messenger RNA. RefSeq names its product fibrinogen beta chain (gene FGB). The record is from RefSeq and is a predicted model, not a curated record. Gene Ontology annotation, molecular function: protein-macromolecule adaptor activity; signaling receptor binding; extracellular matrix structural constituent. Gene Ontology annotation, biological process: platelet activation; fibrinolysis; platelet aggregation. Lineage: Eukaryota; Metazoa; Chordata; Mammalia; Primates; Cercopithecidae. Gene Ontology annotation, cellular component: fibrinogen complex.
AAAGUCACUCCUAGCAGAGUACCCAGAUAUAUAUAGGAUUGAAGAUCUCUCAGGUAAGUCUACAUGAAAAGGAUGGUUUCUUGGAGCUUCCACAAAUUUAAAACCAUGAAACAUCUAUUAUUGCUACUAUUGUGUGUUUUUCUAGUUAAGUCCCAAGGUGUCAACGGCAAUGAGGAGGGCCUCUUCGGUGGCCGCGGUCAUCGACCCCUUGACAGGAAGAGAGAAGAGGCUCCCAGCCUGAGGCCUGCCCCACUGCCCAUCAGUGGGGGUGGCUAUCGGGCUCGUCCAGCCAAAGCAGCUGCCAGUCAAAAGAAAGUAGAAAGAAAAGCCCCUGAUGCUGGAGGCUGUCUUCACGCUGACCCAGACCUGGGGGUGUUGUGUCCUACAGGAUGUCAGUUGCAAGAAGCUUUGCUACAACAGGAAAGGCCAAUCAGAAAUAGUGUCGAUGAGUUAAAGAACAGUGUGCAAAUUGUUUCCCAGACCUCCUCUUCUACCUUUCAGUACAUGUAUUUGCUGAAAGACAUGUGGCAAAAGAGGCAGAAGCAAGUAAAAGAUAAUGAAAAUGUAGUAAAUGAGUACUCCUCAGACCUGGAAAAGCACCAAUUAUAUAUAGAUGAGACUGUGAAUAGUAAUAUCCCAACUAAUCUUCGUGUGCUUCGUUCAAUCCUGGAAAACCUGAGAAGCAAAAUACAAAAGUUAGAAUCUGAUGUCUCAGCUCAAAUGGAAUAUUGUCGCACCCCAUGCACUGUCAGUUGCAAUAUUCCUGUGGUGUCUGGCAAAGAAUGUGAGGAAAUUAUCAGGAAAGGUGGUGAAACAUCUGAAAUGUAUCUCAUUCAACCCGACAGUUCUGUCAAACCAUAUAGAGUAUACUGUGAUAUGAACACAGAAAAUGGAGGAUGGACAGUGAUUCAGAACCGUCAAGAUGGUAGCGUUGACUUUGGCAGGAAAUGGAAUCCAUAUAAACAGGGAUUUGGAAAUAUUGCAACCAACACAGAUGGGAAGAAUUACUGUGGCCUACCAGGUGAGUAUUGGCUUGGAAAUGAUAAAAUUAGCCAGCUUACCAGGAUGGGACCCACAGAACUUUUGAUUGAAAUGGAGGACUGGAAAGGAGAUAAAGUAAAGGCUCACUAUGGAGGAUUCACUGUACAGAAUGAGGCCAACAAAUACCAGAUCUCAGUGAACAAAUAUAGAGGAACAGCCGGCAAUGCCCUCAUGGAUGGAGCAUCUCAGCUGAUGGGAGUAAACAGGACCAUGACCAUUCACAAUGGCAUGUUCUUCAGCACAUAUGACAGAGACAAUGACGGCUGGCUAACAGCAGAUCCCAGGAAACAGUGUUCUAAAGAAGAUGGUGGUGGAUGGUGGUAUAAUAGGUGUCACGCAGCCAAUCCAAAUGGCAGAUACUACUGGGGUGGACAAUAUACCUGGGACAUGGCAAAGCAUGGCACAGAUGAUGGUGUAGUAUGGAUGAAUUGGAAGGGGUCAUGGUACUCAAUGAAGAAGAUGAGUAUGAAGAUCAGGCCCUUCUUCCCACAGCAAUAGUCCCCAAUACGUACAUUUUUGCUCUUCUACAUGUGACAACAUUUUUGUACAUUAUGUUAUUGUAAUUUACUUUAAUACAUUAUAUUCCUCUAAAACUCUCAAGCAGAUGUGAGUGUGACUUUUUGAAAAAAGUAUAGGAUAAAUUACAUUAAAAAUAGCACAUUAUUUUCUUUUGUAUUCUUCAUUUCUCUUGCUCACCAAGAGUAUAGUUUUGAGAGUCAGUGUUCAUAAUUUCAAUUCUAGUUGACUGUGAGAAGUUUCAAAUAAGGAAGAGGGAUUUUUUUUAUCCUUGUUGUAGGAAAACCAUGAGGGAAAGGAACAACUGAUGUUUAAAAGUCCACUUUUAAAACUACAUUUAUUUAUGUAGGAUCUGUCAAAGAAAACUUCCAAAAAGAUUAAUUAAUUAAACCAGACUCUGUUGCAAUAA